AUGUCACCUGUGUCUGUGUGUCAGGCUGUGGCAUCUGCAGGGCCCCAGCAGCUUGUGAAUGAGAACUUACGGAAGCAGGAGGAGUCCGUGCAGAAGCACCAUCAGACCUUCUUGGCGUCCAUCAGGACGUUUCUCAACAUUCUUGGAGAAAGAUUCCGUGCCUUCGUGACAGAGCGGGACACAGUGACAGCCACGCCCAAUGCCCUUCCCCUCCGGCAGGUCCGCCAGCAGCUCCUCAGUCGGCCCCAGGACGUGCUGGAGGGUGUUGUGCUGAGACCCAGCCCGGAAGCGCGGGUGCGCGACAUUGCCAUAGCAACAAGGAACACGAAGAAGAACCGCAGCCUGUACAGGAACGUCCUGAUGUGCGGGCCACCGGGCACCGGGGAGACGCUGUUGGCCAAGAAACUCGCCGUGCACUCGGGCAUGGACGACGCCAUCGUGACAGGCGGAGACGUGGCCCCCAUGGGGCGGGAAGGCAUGACCGCCAUGCACAAGCUGUUUGACUGGGCCAAUACCAGCCGGCGCGGCCUCCUGCUCUUCGUGGACGACGCGGACGCCUUCCUUUGGAAGCAAGCCACUAAGAUGAGCAAUUACCACCUCAGAGCCGCCGAGAACGCCUUCCUAAAGUACACGAGGCAGCUCAGCCACAGAUUCAUGCUGGUCCUGGCCAGCCGCCACCCCGAGCAGUUUUACUGGGACAUCUGCAACCGCAUCGACUUCAUGCUUCAUUUCGACCUGCCGGGGCAGCAGGAGCGGGAGCGCCUGGUGGGAAUGUAUUUUGACAACUACGUUCUUAAGGCGGCCACAGAAGGAAAGCAGCGUCCGAAGCUGGCCCAGUUUGACUACGGGAGGAAGUGCUCAGAGAUCACUCAGCUGACGGAGGGCAUGUCGGGCCAGGAGAUCGCUAAGCUGGCUCUGUCCUGGCAG
Messenger RNA from Mandrillus leucophaeus (drill), 927 nucleotides. Its product is annotated as ATPase family AAA domain-containing protein 3C-like. Gene Ontology annotation, biological process: mitochondrion organization. The record is from RefSeq and is a predicted model, not a curated record. Gene Ontology annotation, cellular component: mitochondrion. Gene Ontology annotation, molecular function: ATP binding; ATP hydrolysis activity; zinc ion binding. NCBI's taxonomy places the organism in Eukaryota, Metazoa, Chordata, Mammalia, Primates, Cercopithecidae. The annotation marks the transcript as partial. The transcript is spliced from 10 exons.